Molecule: messenger RNA, 9122 nt
Organism: Camelus dromedarius (Arabian camel)
Lineage: Eukaryota; Metazoa; Chordata; Mammalia; Artiodactyla; Camelidae
Gene: COL4A4
Product: collagen type IV alpha 4 chain
Exons: 48
Coding region: 329-5389 (1686 amino acids)
Biological process (GO): collagen-activated tyrosine kinase receptor signaling pathway; glomerular basement membrane development
Cellular component (GO): collagen type IV trimer
Molecular function (GO): extracellular matrix structural constituent conferring tensile strength
Source: RefSeq, a predicted model, not a curated record
CUCGGGCGCCUCUGCUCGCUCCGGCUCCUGGGCGGUGCCAACUCGCCUCUUUCCCCUUCUCAGCCUGCCUCCAUCUGGCAGCCGCCCGACCUGGCGGUGAGAGCGGCGUGAAGAGGCAGCCGAGCCGCGCGUGGAAUUGGGCGCGGCGGAGCCGGGAGGGGCGCGCUGCGCGAGCGGGCGCCGAGGCGGCUGCCGGGGCGGCCGGUGUUCCCACGAGAGUCUAAACCCAGGACAUAGAACCUCACUUGUAAUCGAGAGUCUUCUGGAAGAGAAGAGUGGCAGAAUUUGUUUUAAGCACCAAGACUUGACUAUGAAGUAAGCAGUGCACAUGGCAUUGGUAAGGUGUUCCUUCAGGUGGAUUAAGCCCUUGGCCACGGAUUCCUGGUCGCUUAUUCUCAUUCUCUUUUCUGUACAACACGCAUAUGGGGGUGGAAAGAAGUUUAUUGGUCCCUGUGGGGGAAGAGACUGCUCUCUUUGCCAGUGCUUUCCUGAAAAGGGGUCUCGGGGUCACCCAGGACCACCUGGGCCACAGGGUCCUAUUGGGCCCCUGGGGCCUCCAGGACCCAUUGGAAUUCCAGGAGAGAAAGGGAUGAAAGGUGACAGUGGCCUUCCUGGAGCAGCAGGUGACAAAGGUGACAAGGGUCCAACAGGUGUUCCUGGAUUUCCAGGUUUGGAUGGAAUACCUGGACACCCGGGGCCUCCUGGAUCCAGAGGCAAACCUGGCAUAGAUGGCUACAAUGGCUCAAGAGGUGAUCCAGGGUUUCCAGGAGAAAGAGGAGCUUUUGGCCCAGAAGGCCCCCCAGGACUUCCUGGAAAAAAAGGAGAAAAAGGAAAUUCCGUGUUCAUUUUUGGUACUGUAAAAGGUAUUCAGGGUGACAGAGGGGACCCAGGACCUCCUGGCUUUCCAGGACCCAGGGGUGCAAGAGGGCCAGCGGGCGCCAUGGGAUAUCCAGGAGAGCCAGGGUUAGCGGGACCUCCGGGCCCUCCUGGGAGUCCAGGUUUGAAGGGUAAUCCCGGCGUCGGAGUAAAGGGGCAAAGGGGAGACCCGGGUGAAGUUGGCCAGCAAGGUUCUCCGGGACCCACCCUCUUGGUGCAGCCACCUGAUUUUUGUCUCUAUAAAGGAGAAAAGGGCAUCAAAGGAAUGCCAGGAAUGAUUGGAGCUCCUGGACCACCAGGACCCAAGGGAGAACCUGGUUUUGGAGCAAAAGGAGAGAAAGGUAUUCCUGGGUUCCCAGGACCUCGGGGUGACCCUGGUUCCUAUGGAUCUCCAGGUUUUCCAGGAUUAAAGGGAGAACAAGGACUGUUUGGAGAUCCUGGGCCAUUUGGAUUUAUUGGUCCAAAGGGGGAUCCUGGAGACCGUGGACGCCCAGGACCACCAGGUGUUCUGGCAACUCCAUCUCUUCCACUCAAAGGCCCCCCAGGGGAUCCGGGGUGCCCUGGCCGCUAUGGAGAAACGGGGAUGGUGGGACCACCUGGUCUGCCUGGUCCCCCAGGUAGACCGGGGGAAGUCUGUGCAGGCAUGAUGGGACCCCCUGGGCCACGAGGGUUUCCUGGUCCCCCAGGAUUUCCAGGGGCAGCUGGGAUUCCUGGGAGAGCUGAUUCUGCUCCAGGAAAACCAGGGAACCAGGGACCCCCUGGGUUCCCUGGAGCACCAGGGCUGCCGGGACCUCCAGGACCAGAAGUUGUAUAUUGUAGUGUUGGGCAUCCUGGACCACAAGGAAUAAAAGGCAGAAUGGGUCCUCCAGGAAGAAGAGGCUCAAAAGGAGAAAAAGGAAUUGCAGGGCUCUGUGCCUGCCAGCCUGGUCCCAUGGGCCCACCGGGCCCCCCUGGACUUCCUGGAAGGCAAGGUAGUAAGGGAGACUUGGGGCUCCCUGGGUGGCCUGGAGAAAAAGGUUACCCAGGCCCACCUGGUGCCAGAGGAUCCCCAGGGCCUCCAGGAAGACCUGGUGCACGAGGACCACCUGGAAGCAAAGGAGAGAAAGGCGACAUGGUUGUGUCAAGAGUCAAAGGGCGCAAAGGAGAAAGAGGUCCUGAUGGGCCCCCUGGAUUUCCAGGCCAGCAGGGACAACACGGUCGAGAUGGAUAUGCUGGAGAAAAAGGGGACCCAGGACCCCCGGGGGAUCAUGAAGAUGCAGUCCCGGGUGAUAAAGGACCUCCUGGACCACCGGGCCCCCCGGGGAAAACAGGACCCAGGGGGCCUCCAGGACUGGGAUUCCCUGGACCACCAGGGGAGAAAGGGCUACCAGGAGCUCCAGGCUUCCCGGGCGAGAGGGGUCCUGAUGGCCAGAAGGGUCAGAAAGGUGAUACAAUUCCUUGUAAUGUAACCUACCCUGGGAGGCCAGGCCCUCCAGGUUUUGAUGGACCUCCAGGUCCAAAGGGAUUUCCAGGUCGUCCGGGCGCUCCCGGGCUGAGGUGUUUGGAUGGGCCAAAGGGUCGGCGUGGCAAACCAGGAAUCUCAGGAGUACCGGGUCCACCUGGUUUUCGUGGUGACGUGGGAGAGCCAGGUUUUGAAGGAGAAAAGGGGUCCUCCCCUGUUGGGCCCCCAGGCUCUCCAGGUUCACCUGGAGUGAAUGGUCAGAAAGGACCCCCAGGAGACCCUGCUUAUGGCUACCCAGGACCCCCAGGAAAGAGGGGUCUUUCGGGAGUUCCAGGGUCAAAGGGACUCAGAGGUGAUCCUGGACGCCCAGGGGCUGCAGGGCCAGCUGGCAUGCCCAGAUUCCCGGGUCUCAAAGGUCCCAGAGGCAGAGAGGGAAGUGCCGGGUUUCCAGGCAUCCCAGGCCUACCCGCUCACUCCUGUGAAAGGGGCGCUCCAGGGAGGCCAGGGCAACCGGGGCUCCCCGGGCCUCCAGGCAGCCCAGGUGCCCCAGGUUGGAAAGGACAACGAGGGGACAUGGGACCUCCUGGACCUGCUGGAAUGAAGGGCUUUCCCGGAGUCCCAGGACGGCCAGGGGUAGAUGGACCCCGAGGACCUCCGGGACUCCCAGGUCCCUUUGGGGAUGAUGGGCUGCCUGGCCUUCCAGGCCCAAAGGGACCCCAGGGGCUGCCUGGCUUCCUGGGUUUUCCUGGAGAGAGAGGAACACCUGGCCCAGAUGGACACCCUGGCAGAAAGGGAGAACUCGGACAGAAGGGCUGGCCUGGCUUCCCAGGAGACCCAGGACUGAGAGGUGUCAAAGGAGCAAGAGGACCCCCAGGAGAUGAAGCAGAAAUAGAUAUUAUUUCCAUAAAAGGGAAAACUGGGGAUCCUGGGCCUCCUGGAGAUAGUGGAUUCCCAGGAGAACAAGGUGCUAAAGGCCAUCCUGGGAUGCAAGGGAGGAGAGGAGAGCCAGGAAGCCAUGGACCACCUGGAUUUCACAGAGGGGAGCCCGGGAGAACUGGGCAGCCAGGCCUUCCUGGACUCCCAGGCCCUCCAGGCUCACCUGGGCUGAGAGGGAUCAUUGGUUUUCCUGGAUUUCCAGGUGACCAGGGGGAGCCAGGUUCUCCAGGGCCCCCUGGACGUCCAGGAGUUGAUGGAGCAAGAGGACCUAAAGGAUACAAAGGUGAACCUGCAGAUCAGUUUGGCCCACCUGGUCCAAAGGGUGAGCCAGGUAGCCCUGGAUUUCCAGGACUUCUGGGACCACCUGGAGAGCAGGGCUUGCCUGGUAUUCAAGGACCUGGAGGACCACCGGGAAGGCCAGGACUACCUGGCCCCUCUGGACCAGCAGGGUAUCCAGGUAAUCCAGGUGUGCCUGGGCUGAGGGGGCCUCCGGGAGAAAUGGGGGACCCCGGGCCGAGAGGCCUCACGGGGGAUCCAGGGAUGCCAGGUCUUCCGGGAAUAAAAGGUCCUUCCGGGUCGCCGGGCCUGAACGGCUUGCAUGGCUUAAAGGGUCAGAAAGGAACCAAAGGUGCUUCAGGUUCACAUGAAAUGGGCCCACCAGGUCCACCGGGAAUACCUGGGCCAAAAGGGGAGCCAGGAGACCCCGGGAGCCCAGGAAUUUCUCCUCCAGGACUUUUUGGAGAAAAAGGCCCCCCAGGCCCCCCAGGGAGAGCUGGACCGCCUGGUCCCGCAGGUGCCCCAGGAAGAGCUCCUAAGGGUGACAUUCCGGACCCAGGUCUGCCUGGAGAUCAGGGACCUCCUGGCCCCGAUGGUCCAAGAGGAAAACCUGGACCUCCAGGGCCCCCUGGGAGCGUUGACCUUCUGAAAGGGGAACCAGGUGACUGUGGCCUGCCGGGGCCGCCAGGUCCCCCCGGCCCGCCGGGCCCUCCAGGACACAAAGGCCUCCCAGGAUGUGAUGGUAAAGACGGCCAGAAAGGACCAAUGGGAUUCCCAGGGCCGCAGGGGCCACAUGGAAUUCCUGGGCCCCCUGGAGAGAAGGGUUUACCUGGACCUCCAGGCAGACGAGGGACCUCGGGUGCUCCAGGUUCCAGAGGUGAACCUGGGCCUCCUGCAGACGAGGAUGCCUGCCCCCGAAUCCCGGGGCUUCCUGGGGCACCAGGCCCAAGAGGACCAGAAGGAGCCAUGGGGCCCCCGGGAAUGAGAGGCCCCCCAGGACCAGGGUGCAAAGGGGAGCCCGGGCCGGAUGGCAGGAGGGGCGAGGACGGCCUCCCAGGGUUCCCUGGGCCUCCAGGACAGAAAGGGGACAUGGGAGAAGCGGGCUGCCCAGGAGAACCAGGCCCUCCUGGAGCCCCAGGGGAUCCUGGGCCCAAAGGGUUUGGCCUCGGGUACCUCAGCGGCUUCCUCCUGGUUCUCCACAGUCAGACGGAUGGAGAACCCACCUGCCCCGCGGGCAUGCCCAGGCUCUGGACGGGGUAUAGUCUGUUAUACCUGGAAGGACAGGAGAAGGCUCACAAUCAAGACCUUGGCCUGGCGGGCUCGUGCCUUCCCGUGUUCAGCACGCUGCCCUUUGCCUACUGCAACAUCCACCAGGUGUGCCACUAUGCCCGGAGGAACGACAGGUCCUACUGGCUGGCCAGCACGGCGCCGCUGCCCCUGAUGCCGCUCUCGGAGGAGGAGAUCCGGCCGUACAUCAGCCGCUGCGCCGUGUGCGAGGCCCCCGCGCAGGCCGUGGCGGUGCACAGCCAGGACCAGAGCAUCCCACCGUGUCCACGGGCCUGGAGGAGCCUCUGGAUCGGGUACUCUUUCCUGAUGCACACAGGAGCUGGGGACCAAGGAGGCGGGCAGGCCCUCAUGUCACCUGGCAGCUGCCUGGAGGACUUCAGAGCCGCGCCGUUCCUUGAAUGCCAAGGCCGGCAGGGAACUUGCCACUUUUUUGCAAAUAAGUACAGCUUCUGGCUGACGACGGUGAAACCUGAUUUGCAGUUUUCCUCGGCACCAUCACCAGACACCUUGAAAGAAGGCCAGGCCCAGCGCCAGAAAAUCAGCAGGUGCCAAGUCUGUGUGAAGCAGAGCUAGACGCCCGCAGGUCACCGUCAGGUGGUCAGGAGACACUUCCAACUUCCUAGGGGGCUAAGGCGUCCUGGGCUGUGCUAAGAGAUUCAAUGGUGCUCAUCUUGGACCCCCGUUCCCGCUGUUCCUUCUGUUUCGAGGUGGUUACUCCCACAGUGCUGUGUUUCCUUCCUCUGUUCAGGAUAGACUGAGCAAGUGUACACGUGUGGGUUUGUCUGUGCCGACCAAUCCCGAUGAAAUCCAGAUAUUCUUAUUUUAUUGGAUGGUGGAAACGCUGGCUUUAUUUAAAAGUAUGCUAAUUCAGGGGAAGGCUCAGAGAUGAUAAAGGCCACGUUACAAAUUACAUUACUGCAAACUCAUUCAUUGGUUAAUAGCAACUCAAACAAUUGAAGUCAAUUACUCUAUAUAAUACAUUGGGCUUCUGGAUGGAUUUUACAGGAAAAAAAUAAAUAGGCCAACAAAUGAAACUAGAAAGUAGAGAUUUCCUACGUUUCAAAACGAUUGCCUCCGUAAUCUAUUUUUCCAUGCACUUUAAAUAAUUGUAAAACCAUGACCCAAGGAAAUUAAAAAAAAAAAAAAUCCACACAGCCAGCCUUAACAGUUCAUUUCAAAGCAGAAUGAUUCAUUAUGCCAGGAAGGACCACGGUCGCUGUAUCCCAGAGAUGCGACAUUAGCAUAAAGCACAUCACAGAUGAACAUAAAACAUUAUGUUCUCUUCUGCAUUUUUCAGAGGAUAGAAAUGCCUACUUGGGCAACCCUUUGGAAAAGUAGCAAUUAUGGAAAAAAAUAUGUUCAAUAAGGGAUUAAGAGCCUAAAAGCUAUUAAUGAAUAUUAAGGCAGUGAUUCACAAAAAUGGACUCCCCACUGCAGUGAACUUCCAAACAGAGCGCUUUUCCCCAGUCGGGGUCUGGCUUGUCCGCUGAGCGUGCAUGUGUGCUAAUGGGAUGGAAGCCACACGGGGCUCACUCAGGCGGUGACGUUCACACAAAGCAUCUCCCCCGGAGUGCCCACAGAGCUGCCUCACCUCCCGCAACGGACACUUUCCCUCCAUCCACAUAAUGGCAUCUCAUAUGGGGAAGUGACAGAGCUAUCAUUAUGCACUUGGGAGAAAAUUAAGGACCGACUUAAUUAAACUUAGGUAAGAAGAUUCAUUUAAGUCAUCGUCACCCCACCAGAAAGACCUGGCACUAUUUUAAAUGAAAGAAAGACAACUUACAAUUUGAAUUUCAUGUUCCUGUUAUUGGUCCUUUACAGGAGUAUCCUGUUUUUCCAACCUGAAAAACAUUCAUGUAUUUUAUAUCAGUAUUAGACCAAGGCAGCAGUUUGACAUUUGGCAUCUUUUAUAAAAGUUUAGAAGAUACGUCAAUUUACAAUGAGUAGUUUUCUGUAUUGCAAAGGAUAUGUUUUCUAUUUUGCCAGGAAUUCAGGGGUCUAAUGCUAAAAAUCAAAAGGCUUAUUGGAAAAAGAUUUUUAGGAAACUUGCCUUCCUCACUUUAAAAAGUGUUAUUUUAGAGAAAACUAAAAAAAUUUCUCAUGAGAAAGUGACAUUCAUUUUAGUGCUUAGUUUCAGUGCACUCAAAAAAUAAUUAAUACUUGAUUAAAACUAGUUUAUAAGAAAUGUUUUUCUUGCCAAACAUUGAUUGAGACGGUGCUCUUACAUGCAGAAUAUAUUUCAAGUGAAUCUUGCUCUGGGCUGCCCCUCAGAAUGGCAAUUUAUUUUAAGUUUACUUUCUGGUAAAAAGAAAAAAAAUGUACAUUUUAAGAUGAAAUAUUUUCUUGAUGUACCAGAAUAUUUCCUAGUUCAUUUGACCUAUUGAUUAAUUUUUAAGCUCUGCUAGGGCAUGUUAAAUAUUUUUUGUACACCUGAAAUUCAAGCCAAUUUCAACCUUAUUUAUAAUUACACUUUUUUGUUUCCAAAAGUUUUAUCAUAGAUUACUCAAACACAAGCCUUCUAAAAAUCCAUCUGGGUCAUUCAUGAAUUUGGUCUGAGAACAGUUCCUGGGAAGAGGUAAGGGGUGACUGAUGGGCCAUUGAGAAAUACACCUUGCUUGCUAUUUUAAACACUUUAAGUUUAGUGUUAGAAUAUUAUCUUAACAAGCUAGCCAAAUAAAUUAAAAAAAAACAAACAACAGGCUGAAUUAAGUGGGCAAGUUACUCCACAGUGAGUCUGGGAUAGUGUAUAAGACUGUUCAGAAUCCUGGUAUCACAAGGGCCCGCUCUAAAUGCAGGACAAACGCUGCCUUUUGAUUUUGAAAAAUUAUUUUAAAUGGCCAAGAAAGCAACACAACAGAAAAAAAUAGUAACUUGGCUUGGGGGACCACGUUAUUUUAAGCUGUUAUUUUCUUUACCUGCUUACAUAUCAAUGUUCUUUGAAAUAUCAUCUCUCUCUGAUGGAUGAACAAAGCUUCAGAGUUGCUCUCCUAAUCCAUUACUGGUGAUUAGCCUUAAAAUUUCCUUCCCCCACGCCCCCUCCCCCAGCUGGUUGGUUGGAAUGCCUCUGGAUUGCCCAAAGGGGGUUGCUCUGGGUGGCGAGCUGAGGCACGGGAUGUUUCUUCCGGGUUUGUAUUCUCAGCGAGUGGAGCCCCAUUCAUAUUCCCCAGAUUCCCUCUCUCCUCUCAGACGCCUAGACCUAGACAUCGGUCACCACUUCCUGUGGAUUGCUCCCUCCUGCUGCCGCCUCACUGCACCUGUCUUAGCACAGCCUUUGUCUUUCGCCUCUGCUCUUGUAGUAGGCAUCACCCAGCGGAUGCUUCCAGCUUCAAAUCCCCAUCUUCCUUCUCUAAGAUGCAGACUUGGUUUCGUUCUCUUUGGCUUCAUGUCCUUCAGGGGCCGCACUGCCUCUGAAGCCCAGAUGACUUCCGCUGGGGUGACAGUCCUGCGGGAACUGCCCGCAGCUUGCCCUCUGCUCAUCACAGGGGCACGCUCCUGCCCGUGACUUUGCCCUGGUCUUUCUACCAGGGAAGUCGCUCCUCAGAUAAGUUUACCCGGCAGACAGCUGCUUAUCUUAGACGGAAUGAGUUGGCAGGGAGGAGAGAGAGUGAAAUUUCCCAAGGAGACGUGGCCUCCCUUCUGCUGCUCCCAGGACCGGUCGUGGGCCUGUCCACCACCUCACGCUUGCCCCACUGCUCCUUCAUUCUCUUGCUAAAAUGUGAGCCCGCGAGGGCAGGGACCACGCUUUGCUCACCCCUGUAUGCCCAGAGCCUACGCAGAGCCGAGCCCGUUGUUAACACUUAAUUCUUUGUUCACUGACAAUUCAGUUAGCGUCACUAGGCAUUAGAUGUUCAGCUCUGGGUCUAGGGUUCUCAUCAACAACCUAAUUACAAGGAUAAACCGUUUCUUAGUUCACAAUAUUUUAACAUGACAACCUAUCUGCCCACCCACCACCUCCUCUUAGAACUAUUGACGGAAAGCCAACUGAUAAACUUUAACCGUCACCCUCUCCUGAAAAAUAGCUUACUUCGCCAUAAACUGAAAUUUCAGAAAUAAGAUUUGAGAGACUUGACAAUGAGACUGUUCACUGAACUGUGAUGUGACUCAGUGUGUGCUGCCACCUUACCCCCUCAAGAUGGACAAGCGUCCCAGUGCACACUCACCUCAACUAAGUCUGUAUACAUGCUAUUUGUGCUCAGGAAAACGGUCAACAGAAUGGUCCACUAAAACUGGAUUUUACCAAGGAUUUUAUUUUGAGCCUCUUAGAGAUUAUAAUAAAGCAAGUCAUUCUGUGUGUUCCAGGAAAUUA